UUUACACACUCGUUCAUGGAUAUAUGCGUCUCUCUCUCUUCCUCCUCCGCCAUUCGAUGCUUGAUUGAAUCUCGUACGUCCGCCAUGGAAGCUCUGGAUUGAGCUCUUCUUCUGCUGCUGCUGCUGCUCUCGUCGAUAGGCUCUUCUGAUGCUCGGGGUACUGUGCGCGCGCCCCAAGCCUUGGAUCCUCGCCUCCUGCUUCUCCCACGCCUCCGCGGCCCACCACUGCGGCCGCCUGGCCUGGGUCUCCGCCGCCGCCGCCCGCCUCCAGCUCGCCGCCGACUCCCCCGACCGGUGGCGCCGCCGCCACCACUCCAGCUCCUGCCGCCUCGGCGGCGCGUCGUCGUGCGCCCACCCCUGCGGGGUCGCCUCCAUAUGGCACGCGAUCCUCCCGUCCGGGGAGGGCGACCCCCCGAGGAGGAUGGACCAACCCCGGCGGCCGGUGUUCCGCGGGGAGGGGUCGUGGAACGUGGCCUGGGACGCGCGGCCGGCGCGGUGGCUGCACAGGCCGGACUCCGCCUGGCUCCUGUUCGGCGUCUGCGCCUGCCUCGCGCCGGUCGACGCGGCGGAGCCGAGCCGCGAGGAGGUCGUCCCGGAGGCGAGGGUCGAGGAUCGCGAUUCCUUGGACGAGGCUAAGCGGAGCUCUCCUGAUUACCGAGUGACAGGCGUGCUGGCAGAUGGUCGAUGCCUGUUCAGAGCAAUAGCUCAUUGCGCUUGCUUGAGAAAGGGAGAAGCAGCUCCAGAUGACGAUCGUCAAAGAGAACUCGCUGAUGAAUUGAGAGCUCAAGUUGUAGCUGAGCUCUUAAAGAGGCGGGAAGAAACAGAGUGGGCCAUCGAAGGAGAUUUCGAUGCAUAUAUUGAGAGAAUCCAACAACCUUAUGUAUGGGGUGGAGAGCCGGAGCUGCUGAUGGCUUCUCAUGUCCUGAAGACCCCUAUCUCGGUCUUCAUGGUGGAUAGAAGCUCUGGCAAUCUGGUCAACGUUGCAAAGUAUGGUGAAGAGUAUAGGAAGGAUGAAGAGAUUCCUAUUAAUGUCCUGUUUCAUGGGUAUGGUCACUACGACAUACUGGAGUCAUUCCCCGGCCAAAGCUAUUAGAUAGCAUGCAUGUAGAAUUUGAGUAAGAGACUUCCAAUGACAAUCCAGUUUUGUUAGAUGAGUUAUCUUGUGAAGUAACAGCUGCCAUUUCACAUUAGGGUAUUUUUCCAUCCAUUUCAAAAGUUUUUCCUCAGGUCAGUUGAUGCCACCAUAAGUGGAGAAGAUUACUAGCUUCUUUCUGUAGAUCAUUUUCCAUUAGUUUGAUUGAAAUUUCUGAGGAUACCUUCUGUUGUUUCAUGGUAUGUGAAUGUAGCAACCUUAACGAGCAGUUGUGCUUCAAUAAAUGGCUUAAAGAUCAAAUUCUAUGCCAUCGUAUCAUUUUUCGAA
Eucalyptus grandis is the source of this 1420-nucleotide messenger RNA. RefSeq names its product OVARIAN TUMOR DOMAIN-containing deubiquitinating enzyme 4. Bases 149 to 1093 code for a protein of 314 amino acids. Gene Ontology annotation, biological process: protein deubiquitination; endoplasmic reticulum unfolded protein response. Gene Ontology annotation, cellular component: nucleus; cytosol. NCBI's taxonomy places the organism in Eukaryota, Viridiplantae, Streptophyta, Magnoliopsida, Myrtales, Myrtaceae. Gene Ontology annotation, molecular function: cysteine-type deubiquitinase activity. The transcript is spliced from 5 exons. The record is from RefSeq and is a predicted model, not a curated record.